AUGAACCCUUGGGACAGUGACACAAAUCACUCUGGGGCCUACAGGGGUGCCUGCCAGCGAUGUGGGGGUCCGUGUCAGUGCCCCCACCCUGCGCCCCGCUGCCCCGCUGGGGUGUCCCUGGUGCUGGAUGGGUGUGGCUGCUGCCGGGUGUGUGCCCGGGGGGUGGGCGAGGCCUGUGACCGCAGGUUCGAGUGCGACCGUCAGCAGGGACUGCAGUGCGACUUCAGCGCCAGCUUCCCCGGCGGGCCAGGAGAGUGUGUCCGUGAGGAGGAUCAGGGCUGUGAGCUGGACGGCGUGGCGUACCUGGAGGGCCAGGUGUUCCAGCCGUCGUGCAGCCUGCGGUGCCGCUGCGCGGGAGGGGGCGUGACCUGCGUGAGCCUGUGCGGGGAGGACCUGCGGCUGCCGGGCCCGGACUGCCCCCGCCCCCGGCGGGUGCAGCUCCCGGGGAAGUGCUGCAAAGAGUGGGUGUGUGAGAGCAUGGAGAACGCUGUCCUCCAGGACGCCCUGACAGUCCGCAGGCCUGACCUGGCAGGCCACAGCCAGAACCCGGGUUCUAACUGUAUGGAGCAGAGCACCGAGUGGAGUGCCUGUUCCCGCACCUGUGGCCCUGGGGUGUCCAGCCGCGUGUCAAACAGGAACCGGGGCUGUCGCCUGGAAACGCAGACCCGCCUGUGCCAGGUUCGCCCGUGCCACGCCCGUCCCCACAGCGCCCCCCUGGGAGCGGGCCGGUGCGAGCCGAGCUUCAGGGCGGCCGCGCCGGUGAGGAUGGAGCACCAAGGCUGUCGCAGCGUACGCGCCUACAGGCCCCGGUACUGCGGCUUCUGCUCUGACGGCCACUGCUGCAGCCCCCACCGCACCCGCACCGUCAGGGUGGCCUUCCGCUGCCCGCGGGGCCGCCUCCUGCACCACCCGGUCAUGGCCAUCGAGUCCUGCGUCUGCCACCGCAACUGUCCCCGCUCCUAA
Molecule: messenger RNA, 963 nt
Organism: Megalops cyprinoides (Indo-Pacific tarpon)
Lineage: Eukaryota; Metazoa; Chordata; Actinopteri; Elopiformes; Megalopidae
Product: CCN family member 2-like
Exons: 5
Coding region: 1-963 (320 amino acids)
Biological process (GO): cell adhesion; signal transduction
Cellular component (GO): extracellular matrix; extracellular region
Molecular function (GO): integrin binding; heparin binding
Source: RefSeq, a predicted model, not a curated record